Molecule: messenger RNA, 849 nt
Organism: Rotaria sordida
Lineage: Eukaryota; Metazoa; Rotifera; Eurotatoria; Philodinida; Philodinidae
Source: the annotation of a GenBank genome assembly
AUGUUGUUAUUGAUUGGAUCUAGUGAAGGAUUUUUUAAUGGUAAUAUAUCAACAGUAAGCAACAAAACAUUAAAUCGUCUUAAUUUAACAUGCUUUUAUAAUGAUAAUUUGGUAACUAACUGUGAAUAUUGUGUUUAUCAAUUUUUUUCUAAUGGUUCAUCAUCAAGAUCAUUAUAUGAUUAUACGACAGUAACAAAUAUAUAUAAAAGUAUUGCUAAAAGAUGUACAGGAUUUUCAAAUAUAACUGAUAUUGGUUUUGGAUUUUGUUCACCUUUACAAUUUGAAUUAUUUGAUAUAUCAAUACUUUGUAUUUGUGCUACAAAUAUGUGUAAUAUGGAUUUUCCUUCAUGUCAAUCAUCAGUAAAUAAUCAAUUGAAAACAAAUUCUACACCUCAAGUUCUUUCUUCAAUGAUUCCUGAACUGAAUAGAUCAAUAUCUUGUUAUGAUUCAUCAAAUUCAUUAAAUACAACUUCCUAUUGUUUUAAUUUUGCUUCUCCUUAUAUUGAUAUUGAAAAAUGUAAUGAAUAUACUAUUAACAAUACGUUACUAUGCAUGUAUCAAAUGUCCACCGAUGGUCCAUUUUUGUCUGCAUUGACCAGAGAUACUUACAAGUAUUAUCUAUCAGGAGCACUUUCUAGAGUAUAUCAAUUUAACCAAGAAUCAAGUAUAACAUUAUCCUACAAUGAAACAUCAUCUUCUUUCUAUAUCAAUUAUCUUUUUCUUUAUCGAGAUGGUAAUAAUACAAUAUCACUCAAUAUGGAGAGAUGUUUUUGUACUGAAAACUAUUGUAAUUACAAUUUAACAACUUGUCUUAGUGCGAAUAGAACAACAACAGCAACACCAAUAUGA